This is a messenger RNA of Rhodamnia argentea, 1704 nucleotides long. RefSeq names its product pheophytinase, chloroplastic. Gene Ontology annotation, cellular component: chloroplast. The record is from RefSeq and is a predicted model, not a curated record. Gene Ontology annotation, biological process: chlorophyll metabolic process. Bases 151 to 1305 code for a protein of 384 amino acids. The transcript is spliced from 6 exons. NCBI's taxonomy places the organism in Eukaryota, Viridiplantae, Streptophyta, Magnoliopsida, Myrtales, Myrtaceae. Gene Ontology annotation, molecular function: chlorophyllase activity.
CCGUCCACUCAUUCCGGGAAAAGAUCUUGGAACGUUCGGUUCCACAGAAGUUGGUCUUUGUUCAGCGUGCUCAUGGCAGGAGGAAGAAGAAGAAGAAGAAGAACAAUCGUCGUCGUCCUCGUCGUCUAAUCCAAUCCAACCUUCGCUGCAAUGGGCACUGCGGUGACGUCGCCUCUCUGGUCGCUAGGCCCUUCGUCGCCCGCGCUCACGUCGUCGCGGAAGCCACGCAACCUCAACACCUCCUCCUCCUCCUCCUUCGCUCCUCGAGACCCUGCGGGAAGAAGUGGCAGAAGACCGAGGCUCGUCGCCGUCCGUUGCGGCGACUCCGCGACCAUAGCCCCUUCGGCUGCGAGUCCGAGCGACGGCGGUGUGCUGGAGGCGAGCGUGAUAAAGGGCAAGUGCCGAAAGUGGCAAUGGCAGGGUCAGUACUCCAUCAACUACUUCGUCUCCGAUUCGGAUCCCUCGGCUUCGCCUCCCGGUUCGAAGCCUCCCCUGCUUCUCGUCCACGGCUUCGGCGCCUCCAUUCCUCACUGGCGCAGGAAUAUUAGCAUUCUGGCCCGAAAUUACACUGUCUAUGCCAUUGAUCUUCUUGGAUUUGGUGCUUCAGACAAGCCAGCCGGUUUUAGAUAUACAAUGGAAACAUGGGCUCAGCUGAUACUGGAUUUCUUGGAAGAUGUCGUUGGAAGGCCAACUGUUCUGGUGGGAAAUUCUGUUGGAAGUCUUGCUUGUGUAAUUGCUGCCUCAGAAUCUAGAAAAAACCUGGUCCGAGGGCUCGUCCUGCUGAACUGUGCUGGUGGCAUGAACAACAAGGCCAUUGUAGACGAUUGGAGGAUAAAACUGCUCUCACCGCUGCUUUGGUUCAUUGACUUUUUAUUGAAGCAACGAGGAAUUGCUUCUGCAAUUUUUGGGCGUGUCAAGGAGAAGGAUAACCUGAGGAAUGUUCUACUGUCUGUAUAUGGAAAUAAGGAAGCUGUGGACGACGAAUUGGUUCAGAUAAUCAAGGAACCAGCAGACGAUGAUGGGGCUCUGGAUGCUUUUGUCUCCAUUGUGACGGGACCACCUGGACCAAAUCCCGUGCAACUGAUGCCGAACAUCUCGUUGCCUGUUCUCGUUCUGUGGGGCGACCAAGACCCCUUUACUCCGAUCGACGGGCCUGUUGGUAAAUACUUCUCUGCUUUGCCUUCUAAACUUUCUAAUCUUAGCCUCGUUCUUUUGGAAGGGGUAGGACACUGUCCUCAUGAUGACAGACCCGAUUUAGUUCACGACAAAUUACUUCCGUGGUUGGAUUCCCUUACUGCCUCAUGAGUGGUAGCUUCAAUGGCAAUCUCCCUCCUCUUUGCAGCAGAUGGUUGCAUUUUUUUUUGCACAAAAUCACUUCUGUUUAUUUUGGAUACUUUUCUUCUAUUUGGAAAUUUGCACAGAAAGAGCAAUCGCUUUAGCUCCUUUGUGUCCUCUAUCUAUCUUCCAUGGCGACUUGUCCUGAAGGAAGGAGAAUCAUCCUAUCUUUCUGGAAAAGAAUAUAGGUUUUCACUCUCUCUUAAACCUGGUGAGAUUUGUAGAUCAUGACUAGUCAACCAAUGUCACACUAUUAAUUUUCCGGUUGAUUGUUGGAAAUGUAAAGCGUGUUUCCUUGUAUAUAUAUUAUCAAGUUUACAUUUUCACUACAAUUUUGGCAGAAUGAAUGGAAAAUUUAUAGCUUGUGAA